Messenger RNA from Cololabis saira (Pacific saury), 1596 nucleotides. It is a transcript of the gene dpcd, whose product is annotated as deleted in primary ciliary dyskinesia homolog (mouse). The transcript is spliced from 6 exons. Bases 28 to 639 code for a protein of 203 amino acids. NCBI's taxonomy places the organism in Eukaryota, Metazoa, Chordata, Actinopteri, Beloniformes, Belonidae. The record is from RefSeq and is a predicted model, not a curated record.
GCCGCAGCAGCUCCUCGUAUCGGAAACAUGGCUGUUCAAAACUGGAUCGAUAUCCUCAAAACAUCCAAGAAAACGGCGCUAAUACACGACGGUAAAAGGAAGAUCCACUAUCUCCUUACAGAUGGAAAAGAAAUGACUGAAGAGUAUGACUUGAAAACAGAUGAGCUCAUUGUGCGAAAGUGGCGCCAUAAAAGCACACUUGGAGUUCAGAACCCUUGGCAGGUAGAGAUUGGGGAGCCACUUGCUAGCCCUGUUGCAUCUUUGGACUCUGAUGGAAUCAUAGAAAACUGUUCCAAUCCAGUGUUUAUGCGUAAAGAUACAAAGACCAGCUUUCAGUGGAGAAUUCGCAAUCUUGCCUACCCCAAGGAAGUGUUCUGUGUUUUGUUGGAGCCUUCUGAGAGAUUCAUCAUCAUAAAGACCUCAAACAAAAAGUAUUAUAAGAAAUUCAGCAUUCCUGAUAUGGAUCGAAAUCAGCUGCCACUGAACAGCUCGGCGCUCAGCUUUACACAUGCCAAUAAUACUUUAAUUGUCAGCUACAAGAAACCCACAGAGAUUUUAACGCUUGAGCUGGAGCUGCUGAAGGAACUGAAGAAACUGAAGGGGACAGCUGAAGGGGACAUUGACUGCAAAACUCAAUGAAUUCUUGACUGUGAGAGCGAGGAAAUGAUGUUGUGCUGCAUUUAAAGCAGAGCCUCACAGUGUCAUUUUCUAGUCACACGUCAGCUCUUGUUUAGCUUGCUGUAAAGGAUCACUUUGUUAAGAUUCUUAGUGCCUUACCUGGUUUAAUUCUUCAGCAGGGAUGACUAAUUUCAGUCCAUUAGCUGGAAAUAGUUUUAUUUAGUUUUGUUCCUGAAUUAUUCAUUUUACACAAAAAAAACAAUAUAUGUUUCCCGAGGUGUUUAAGACACUAUUUGUGUUAAAUAAAUAACCUGAUGUCAUUUGGAUGUCGUUGGCCAUCCUGAAAGCCAUUCCUGAAACUAUAUUUAUUUUUUCCUCAAUAAUGUCAGUAGUCUGACUUUGUGGUAGCCAGUCAAAUUACUGCAGACACAGAGAAAUAUAUGUUUCCUUUGGUUAUUAUUUUACAUCCUUUCCUCUUGUAAAUCUUUGUGUAAACACUGUACAAGAGAGAAAUCAUUAAAGUGAUAUAGUUGGUUACUCUCUGAAGAAUUUCAAUUAAAGGAAAACAUCCUUCCAGUUAGAAAUACUUUAGUAGUGAAUAAAAAAAAAAAAGGAGUAGUUCUUUUUAAAUGAGACAGUGGCAUUUAAAUAUAGAUUGUUUCAACCUUGUGAUUCCUUGCAUUUUUUAAUGCGUUUCCAAACCCAGAGAGCAAGUGCAGAAAGCAGAGACAAAACCACAGGUCUCUCUCACCAUUGUGCUUUGUCCUCUUUCAGAUGGAAAGGACGGCAUACAAGAAAACAUUUCAAAACUGUCAGUCCUGUUGUUUUUGUAAGUUCUUAUAAGGGACUUGAUAGAUUUUUUUUUUCUAACUAUGAAUGAGCAAAAAAUCCAUUCAAAGGGGGGUUGUUUGGCAGUCUGGCUCUGAGACCUCUGCACUGUUUAUUGUGUCUGUUCAGAAUAAAUGUUACUGAAUAUUA